Molecule: messenger RNA, 947 nt
Organism: Paramecium sonneborni
Lineage: Eukaryota; Ciliophora; Oligohymenophorea; Peniculida; Parameciidae
Source: the annotation of a GenBank genome assembly
AUGAAUUCUAAUUUUUUGAAAUAGAUUGAAGAAGAAAAUAGAAUUUUAGAAUAGGAAUUGCAAAACUUAUUAAAGUAAAAAAUAUUUUCAUUCUAUUCAAAGUUAAAAAAGAUAAAAAGUGGAAAAAGAAUUUGAAGAUCCUGAAGAUGCUUGUCCAAAUUUUAGAAGUGAAAAAGGAGAUCUAAGUAAAAUAGAUGAAGAAACUGACGAAGAAUAACCAAAUUAUAUAGAACCAUAAAGAUUGAUAGAAUCACCAUAAAAAUUAGGUAGAAAAAUUUUGAAUAUCAAUUAGAUUCUAUUUUAGAUAACUCACAAGAUUCCAUUGGCAUUUAUCUGGAGAAAAGAAGUAGUAGUACAAGAGAAACAUUAAAAUUUUUGGAAAGAGAAGUAAAAGAAAAAAAUGCUUAGAUUUAAGCUUUAUAGAUUGAUUUAGCUAAAAAGUAAAAAUAUAUAGAUUUUCUUGAAAAAAAUGGUUAAAAAUAAAAAACCCCUUCAAAUAAGGAAGCUAAUUGUGAAGGAUAAUAAUAAAUAUAAAAAUAAUGUAAAGAAUGGGAGAAAAAAUAUUUUGAAUGCAAUAGCUAACUUAAAGAGAAUAAAAAAUAUGCAUAGAAAUUAUAAGAAUUGAAUCAAUAAUUAUUACAUAAAUUAAAAUAAUUUGAAUUUAAUACAGAAUUGAAUUAAUAAAAGAAUGUAAACAAUGAAAUAUAUGAGGCAAAUACAAAUGUUUUGAUAAAGUAUAUAUAGUAUGUUUAAUUUUUAGAUAUGAAUAAAUAAUAAAGACUCAACAAGAGUAAAUUCAAUAACAAGAGGAUAGAUACAUAGCUUUGGAAUCUAAAUAUGAUAAAUUAAAAGAAAAUAGUGAGUAGUUUCUAUUUAAUUCUCGUGAUUUAAAAUAUUAAUAUGAACAUAUGCUGAAUACUCUGGAAUCAAUAGCAAAUAGUUAUUGA